AUGACCAGAGGUUUGAUCUCUCAGCUCCGCAGUUUUCAGCAAUCCCUGUUUUUGAACAGAUACCGGUCUAGCAUUUCGAACUAUAGGAGCCAAAGAUACGUCUUAACACGAAGUAUUCGUUCUUUCAACUUUCUUCCGUUCAUCUCGAACCCAUGGAUAAAGGCGAUAAACAGGGAGCAUGUAACAAGGAGAUUUUCCAGCCAGAAAAGCCCAGAACAACACACAAAACAGGAUCGGAUUCCUGCAGAUGCUACACCUCACCACUAUCACACUACCACGAUAUUACAGAGACUGCAUGAGUUAGAGGAGGCGUUUCGCGUCAGGGGACACUCUGUAUUGAGAUGGGGAUUGAGUGCUGUUAUUGUGUCCGGGUUCGUUAUUUACAUUUUUCGUGAACAGUUAAAAGAAAACGUCGCUGAUGAAGUGGCGGACGUCGCCAGCAGAUCACUGGGUAAGGUCAACAACAAAAUAGAUUACUGCAGCGGGGGAAGGGACGGGGAAUAUGGUCAUGUGUUUGGGUAACGUUACGUUUUGCCAAUAAAAGAAUAGAAAACGUUCCACCCGCAAAAAAGACCAACGGAGGCCCUUGUUUUCUAGCAGCAGCUAGAAAAAAACAGCUUAAAACAGCUAAAUGAAUGAUAUAAAUAUUUUAGGAAAGGUCACGUGUUCAGUCCCUCCUAUCUAAUGGUUCAUCCUAUGACAGCGCAUGUCACAUGAAUCAAACAGUCCCUGGAAGUUGCACAUUAUGGUGUAUUAUUGUUCAGCUCUAUUAAAUUUCCAUUCCAAGGCUGUACUCUAAAAAAAUAUGAAGGAAGCUCCGUGCGCUGAACCUGUGAAAUCCAGGGUGCUCAGCAUGCGAUUCCUAUGAGAAAACCAAGAUUUCCUAGUUGCCUGGUAGCAAAAGUUAGGUCAAAGGGUUCACCAGGGGCCACAAGAUCACAGCCAGGGAUUCCAGUUGAAUUCAUUACUAGUGGCAGAUUUCAGAUUCAUCUCUUCAUUUCUUCAUGCAUAAUGAGCAGUGAAUUCACACGUGAGACAGUGACAAAAUUUCUGCCAGCUCAGUUUUCUUGAAUCUUCAUAGAAAUUUUAUCCAUUCAUAAUCAAAGAUUUUUCAGCCUGUUAUAGUGAACAAUUCCCUGCUAAUUGUGUAUGCAGGAAUGCAGGUUUGUUUUUGAUACUAGUUGUGGUAAUGACUAUUUACACAGGUUCUUUUUUGAGUAAUUUUAAAUGGACUGUAGAGGACUAUGCCUGACUUGGGGUGACUGUAAGCAUUAGCAUAGCAUUAGGAUUAGCACUGAUAAUAUUAUUGUUACUAUGAUUAAUAGUCAAAAAUGCUCAUGAUAAAAAUGAGGUAAAAAUAUAAGCUUAUACUUAGUUUAUAUUUCAUAUGUGAUCUUCAUUUCCAAAGACAGUGUUAAAUAGGCAGGAGCACAAGUGUUGAACUCUUAGUUGAGGGGAGGGGGAGCAAGGGGGGGAUCUCGUCACAAGUUCACGAACAACAAUUUUGCGCUUCACAAGUCACAAAACAAAUAGUGUAAUUAUUGACCUUUCAUCUCGGCCACGUGUUAGGGUGAUCUUUGGGUGGCUAUAAAUUCCCUAGGGAAGCUAGCUGUAGGUGGGUCUCAAGUGUGAAGUUACAUCAAAAGACUCAAAAGUGAAGUUAAAUCGCCACCAGAUAAGGUCGUUUGGUCAAAUUAACACCUUUUUUUUUCAAUUGAUCCUCAAUGUACGUGUACAGUAUCAAGGAUUUGGGGAGUUUGUGUUUCAUGGAGUGCACUUCAAUCACGAUUCACAGAUCAGUUUUAGCAGUACAUCGCAAUUCAUGGACCCCAAAAAUGGUUGAUCAUGGCAUCAUGUAAAUAAGCUUAUCCCCCCCCCUUCUUAGUUAUUCUUACACUCCAACAUAUGUAGCCUGAGAAAAGAAGAAAGUUCACGAUAAAAUUGCUUCUGUUAAGAGAAGUUAAUGCCACACCCUUCAAGUGUUUAGCAGCUUUUGCACAGACAAUGCAACAUCAAAUGUCAGAAGAUUGUGAAAAAAGUGCAGAAAGGACUGAACACCACUUCCGGUGCUCAUUGGUCGAGAUGGUUUUAAAAUGAUCUGCACUCUGACCUUUCUCCAGGGUCUUGUCCUUUUCCAAUAUGGCGAGUGGAAAAAACGAGAAGACCCUGAGGACGAGGUUGGUCUGCCCUCUUACUCGUCACUGUCGUCAUGUUGUCUCACAGAUACCGGAAGCUCACACGUGAGUGUCGUUGUUGCGUAACAGAAAUGUUAUUAGGGUUUACAUCAUUAUGGAUAUUUUAGUGACUGUUAUUAACCUCAAAAAUAGCAAGAAAAUUAGUACUUUACUUCUUACCUUGUCCUUUUGUUAUGCAACAACGAUUCUCACUGGUGAGCUUGAGGUACCUGUGGUUAUCUUUGCUAAAUCUACCUAUUUUGAAGGUGAAAAAUGGGCACCUAUCGAAUGGGCUUAUGCGUGAACGGUCAUGAAAAGUGCCACCCUAAGCUAAGAAAACAUCUUCUUAAUUUGUAUUCUAAUUUAAUUUUUCCAUGUAGCUGAUGAAAACGUCAUACAAAAGGCCGAUGAAGUCACGCGAGCAGUCCUUCAAGACGUUCUUCGUGACCUGGAAAUCACGAAGCUGGCCAGUGCGUUUGUGAUGGAAGUACUUAACAGAGAAGACGUAAGAAAUGCGGCCAUACAGUUGACUCAACACGUACUCAGCGAUCCAUCAACAGGAAAAAAGAUCGCGGAACUUGCUAAGAACACGCUUUCGGAUCUGUUAACGAAUGACGAAACCCGAGUUUUGUUGCUUAGUUACAUUAAAUCACUGAUUUUAGACCAGAACACAAAAGAUGCGUGCAAAGUGCUUCUAGAAGAUCUGGUCAAGGACCCUGAAGUCAAAGGCUUCAUGGCGGCUUCUCUGGGCGAACUUGUUACUUCUUCUGUUGUGAAAAACAGCGCAGCCGAACUGGGCAAAAGUGUGACGCAUGAAGUUGUCAACGAUGUGAAAAUUCAGCAGGAAACUGGAAACUUUCUGUGGGGGACUGUGAAGAAAACGCUCACUCCUGGAUGGUUUGGUUAG
Molecule: messenger RNA, 3081 nt
Organism: Porites lobata
Lineage: Eukaryota; Metazoa; Cnidaria; Anthozoa; Scleractinia; Poritidae
Source: the annotation of a GenBank genome assembly